AUGUUUUUGAUAAAUUGUUUAAAAAAGAUGAUAACUCCAGUACCUGAUUGUCCACAUUAUUAAAGAAAUUGUGACAAGAAGGCUCCUUGCUGUGGUAAGUUUUAUCCCUGUAGACUCUGUCACGAUGCCAAUUAUAAAGGACCAAAAUCUGAUGGAUGUAAAACAGAAAUCAUGGAUCGAUAUAAUGUUACAAUAAUAAGAUGUCGAAAAUGCUUUUGUGAAUAACCACCAACUAAUUAAUGUAUACAAUGUGGAAUUCAAUUUGCUAAAUAUUUUUGUUCUAUUUGCAAAUUAUAUGAUGAUGAUCCUCUUAAAGACGUGUAUCAUUGUGAUGAAUGCAAAAUGUGUCGAAGAGUAAUUAUAUUAUGUUUAUUUCUUCAGGGAAUCAAAGAACAAAAUUUUCAUUGCAAAGUGUGUGGCAUAUGCUUAUCUAAAUCAAUUUAAGAUUCACAUAAAUGUUUAAAUCAAAUUGUUGAUAAUGACUGUCCAAUCUGUUUAUAAAAUCUCAAAAUUUCUACAAACUAUAUAAUGCAAUUACCUAAUUGUCCACAUUUCAUUCAUUAAUAAUGCUUCAAGCAGCUAAUUAAUUCCAAUUAAAGAAAUUGUCCUAUAUGUAGUAUUUCAAUUGCUGUAAAUAUUUCAUAUAUCAAAAAUAGAAAAUGACAAAAGAAGAAAUAGAAUAAUAUGAUUAAUUAGCUGAAAAUUCAAGAAAAAUAUUACCAACCUAAAUCAAAAAUUAAAAAGUUUAGAUUAUAUGCUUAGAUUGUAGACAAAUUUCUAAGGAUAUUCCUUUCAAUUACUAUUUAAAAUGUAACUAAUGUGGUUCAUACAAUACAAAAUAAUGA
Messenger RNA from Paramecium sonneborni, 845 nucleotides. Lineage: Eukaryota; Ciliophora; Oligohymenophorea; Peniculida; Parameciidae. The record is from the annotation of a GenBank genome assembly.